This is a messenger RNA of Bufo bufo (common toad), 1231 nucleotides long. RefSeq names its product aminoacyl tRNA synthetase complex interacting multifunctional protein 2 (gene AIMP2). The transcript has 4 exons. The coding region runs from base 118 to 1056 and encodes 312 amino acids. NCBI's taxonomy places the organism in Eukaryota, Metazoa, Chordata, Amphibia, Anura, Bufonidae. Gene Ontology annotation, cellular component: aminoacyl-tRNA synthetase multienzyme complex. The record is from RefSeq and is a predicted model, not a curated record.
AGUUAAGAUGCAGUUCUUGUAGAUGGUCGCAGCGAGGUUUGCUGGGAAGUGAGUGACGUCAUCAGUUCUCCAGGACCGGGGGAUUGAGCAGCGUGGUGCCGGGCGGGUGCUGCAGUCAUGCCCAUGUAUAAAGUACAGCAGUACAACAGCGGGGACGUCAAGGUGGAUCUGCCCAGCUGCAUGUACACCCUGCCCAACCUGCACCAGGCUCCCUGCGGACACCAUGAGCAGGGGGUAUCUGAGCCAGCGCUUCAGGCUCUGGAGUCCAGACAAGAAGACAUCCUUAAGAGGUUGUAUGAACUGAAGGCGGCGGUUGACGGCCUCUCGAAAAUGAUCCAGACCCCCGAUGCAGAUCUCGAUGUGACGGACAUGAUUCAGGCAGAUGAGUGUGCAGCUUCAGCCUCCUGCAAAGCCGACCUGGACUCCAUACUUGGAAAGGACUACGGCGCGCUAAGAGAUAUUGUCAUCAAUGCCAAUCCCUCCGUGCCUCCACUUUCCUUGCUGAUCCUGCACGGUCUGCUGUGUGAGCGGUACCAGGUUCUGUCGGCAGUGCACACUCACUCGUCGGUCACAGCCAUCCCAGAGCCUCUGCUCAAGUGCUUCGGAGACCAGGUCAACAAGAAGUCGCGGCAGGACUAUCAGCUUGGCUUCACCCUCAUCUGGAAAGAUGUGCCCAAACCACAGAUGAAAUUCAGCAUACAAAACAUGUGUCCGAUCGAAGGAGAAGGCAACAUCGCCCGGUUUCUGUUCUCUUUGCUGGGUGACACAUUCAGCGCGGUUACCGCCACGCUGAUUGACAGCUGGGUCGAUACGGCCAUUUUUCAGAUGAGAGAAGGGAGCAGCAAGGAGAAAGCUGCCGUACUGAGGGCGAUGAACUCUGCGCUGGGCAAGACUCCCUGGCUUGUAGGAAAUGAACUGACCAUUGCAGAUAUUGUGAGCUGGUGCGCCAUUCAGCAGUCCGGAAAUAUCACUGCUGUCCCAGCAAACGUGCUGAAAUGGAUGAAAUCGUGUGAAAAUCUCCCCUCCUUUAAUACAGUGCUUAAAUUAUUAAAGUAAAACAAAAUGUGGGCUCUGAGGUUUGGCACUGCUAGGGUAGACCCCUAAAGGCAUAACAACCACUGAGGUGUACUUUCCGAUCUUCAGUAUCUAUCCAGCUUUCUUUCCUUUAAGAAGGAGUGGCUUUUUUUGUAUUGGUACACCAUGAAUAUAAUAAAAGUUUUACAACUCUCUG